Messenger RNA from Ostertagia ostertagi, 699 nucleotides. NCBI's taxonomy places the organism in Eukaryota, Metazoa, Nematoda, Chromadorea, Rhabditida, Trichostrongylidae. The record is from the annotation of a GenBank genome assembly.
AUGAAGCCAUCUGUAAAGGCGACGCACGUGAUUUUUGAUGUGGAUGGCACUCUCCUGGAUACCGAAAUCUGUUACACUUUGGCCAAUCGGGCAAUGUUGGAGAAAUAUGGUCGUGAAUUCACAGCUGACAUGCAAGCACAGAUGAUGGGAAGAAGCGGCCAGGAAGCUAAUGCAUGGCUUCUAAAAGAAGUUGGCCUUUCUGACAAAAUUUCUCCUGAAGACUUCGGAGUCGAAAAAGAUUUUAUGCUUGCUGAGAUGUUUCCUAAAUGCCGAGCUUUGCCAGGUGCUGAGCGUCUUGUUCGGCAUUUUGCUAAGAAACAAGUUCCAAUGGCAAUAUGCUCAGGCUCUUCCUCGCACAAAUUCGAAUUGAAGGCUACUAAGCACCAUAGUUGGUUGGAUCUAAUUCCUAUAAAGGUGCUCUGCGGAGACGAUAAAGCAGUCAAGCGCGGGAAACCAUUUCCGGAUUGUUUUCUCGAAACCAUGCGAAGGUUCCCGAUUCCUCCCACCUCUCCCAAUCAAGUGAUAGUCUUUGAGGAUUCUCCCAACGGAGGUAAGGGUGCUAAGGCCGCAGGAAUGCUGUGCGUAAUGAUCCCAGACCCGAAAUUUCGCCAACGGGCCGUCGACCUUAAUGUAGACAAAAUACUAUCAAGUCUGGAAGAUUUUGUUCCGGAGGAGUUCGGCUUACCGUCAUUCGACUAG